Messenger RNA from Venturia canescens, 990 nucleotides. Its product is annotated as protein ALP1-like. The transcript is spliced from 3 exons. Bases 2 to 940 code for a protein of 312 amino acids. Lineage: Eukaryota; Metazoa; Arthropoda; Insecta; Hymenoptera; Ichneumonidae. The record is from RefSeq and is a predicted model, not a curated record.
GAUGACUCCAAUGACUUUUGAAAGUCUGGAAGUGCGUUUGAGUCCGGAAAUAUUUGUAACAAACGACACGGGUCGACCUAUGGUGCCUGCAAGAAUCCAAUUAUUGUCAGUUUUAUGGCUGCUAGCUACGCCCGAUUCAUACCGCUCUGUUGCUGAUCGAUUUGGGAUGGGUAAAUCAUCGUUAAGCAACUGUUUCGUACGUGUCAUCAAGGCUCUAAACAACAUUGCUGGUGACAUUAUUAUUUGGCCAACAGGUGAUACGCUUCAGACAAUAAAAGAAAAGUUUCGAGAAACUGGUGGUUUACCUGAUGUUAUAGGUGCAAUUGAUGGCACUGAUAUUGAAGUUAAAGGUCCGAAAGAAAAUAAACAGUACUACAUCAAUAGAAAAAAGAGGUUCAGCAUUACUUCGCAAGCUGUUUCGGAUUCCCAGCUGAGGUUCACAGAUUGUUAUGCCGGUUUUGCAGGCUCCGUCGGUGAUCUACGAAUUUUUAGAAAUUCAGAUCUAUGGCAUGCAGUUCGAGAAAAUAGACGAGCUUUUUUUCCUGAUCAAGAAUACAUCAUUGCAGAUAAAGCAUAUCAUCCUGUUAUGGCCUGGUGCAUUCCACCUUAUCGUAACAUAGGAAAUUUGACACUAGCUCAGCAACGAUUCAAUCAGACUAUAUCUAAAAUGAGACAGGCAAUUGAACGGUCUUUUGCUCUACUGAAGGGCCGAUGGAGACGACUACAGUACUUGGAUAUGAACAGAGAUGAUCUAAUUCCCUUCACUAUAAUAGCAUGUUGUGUGCUGCACAAUAUAUGUCUCGAUGGUGUAGAUGAUGUCGACGACUUUAUCAAUGAAGGCCAAGAGAAUGUGCCCAAUGAUCGCAUUAUUCAGGAAAACGUCCCUAACGAUGCGGAGAGUGAAGCAAAACGCAAUUAUUUAGUUACGCUUGUGACAUAACUUGUACUUGAAGUACUACUUUUUCCUUAUUGACUUAAAACGAGCUUGAU